AUGAUUUAUCUAACGUACCUGAAAACCAGCCAUUUUAACCUUAAGUCUAACGAUGUAGAACCAAUGCUCAAUAGUGAUAAUGGGGCUGUAUUCCUUUUGAGGGGCUCGUGUAGUUCGGACUUUUUGGUGUAUACAAAUAAAACGUACAAGGAGAAGUAUCUAGAGCAUGAUGUGUCAUGCUGCAGAACGAAUGUGAGUUCCCUGUGUACGAGAGAAAAGCAAAAGCAGAUGAAUAUGCAAACGACACAGAGCACUCAAAAUGAAGAAGAGGACGAAGAGGACAUACCAACAGAAAGAAAUGAAGUGACCUCCACUUUAAAUAACAGGGACAGGCAUUUUGUUAAGUACAAAUCUGAACCCAAUUCUUGCAGAGCCCAACAGCUGAAAGGUACACUUAACAAAAAGAUAAGUAAAAUAAAGGGAAAAAAAAAAAUAACAAAGCAGGACAAUCGAUCGAACAGAAAGCACCAAUUGUUAACCAUUAAAAACACUUUUAAAGGAAAAAUAAUUCUGAACAAUGAAAAAUGGGAAAAGCUUAUUCCUAGAAACUGUUCGAAAAACGCUAAAAGGGGAUUCAUGAAGGAGAGAAAAUUAAGAAAAAAGGUACACGCAUUCGAGAAGGAGAUUUUCCUUAACACUGUAGAAAAUUUCCUAGCCUUACGAAACAGUGCACUUUAUCUCAAGAUAGCUUGUGAAAAUUUUUUUAAAUUUUGUAAGGACAACCUAGAAUCUAGCACUGCACAAAAGUGUCUACCUAGAGUCCGUAAGGACAGGGUCUCAAAAGGGGGCGAACGCUCUGUGGACAUAUUAGACAACACUGAAAAGUAUCCUAUAGGCUAUUCUCCAUACCUCAAGUGUAUAGAAUAUAACACUAAAUGCACAAAGAGGGAUGAAGGAAGAAGGUUAACUGUUCGCAUUAAAAAGAAGGUUGUCAAAAUGGAAUAUUUUACAUGCACAAAAAGAAAUAGUCAAGCAAAUGAUCGAGGUAAAAUGGGGCCAGUCAUCUCAAAAAAAGCACAAUCAAACUCUUCAUUUCACAAAAGAAAUAACACAAAGGAUAUGAGAUUCGGGCGACCGAACAAGGAAUCAUUGAUCGUAGUACACCAAGUUGUCAUGGAUGUGUAUAAUCUAGACAUGCAUUAUCAAGUCAACUGCAUGGAACCGUGCAAAGGAACCCCGUCGUUGUGUGUCCUUUUUCUUGAGUGCUGUCUCCUGAAGUAUAAUUUUGCUACCACGAACUGCAGCACCAAGUUGAGAAGUAUUCCUAAUGUAAACCAAAAUAAACAAAAAAAUAAAAUAAAAAAAAACAAAAAGAAGAAAAAAACAAAUAAGAAUAAGAAAGAAAAAACAGAAACCAUCGCAGACGUAGUAGACUUCCUAAACCACUUGAGCAGUGCCGUCCCCCAAAUAAAAAACAACAGAAGUUUUAUAUCGUUAGCAAUUUCAACAAUUAUGUGUAAAACAUAUAAUGUACGCGGCACCAUUAUGGAAUUUUUCAAUUCCACAAACAAGAAGUACCAUGGCAUAUGUCCAAUCGGAAUCGCAAGGAUAAUAAGCAUACCAUAUUGCAUGCAAAGAGACACCCAUCAAUGCAUACGAAAUGAUGUUUACUACGAAUUGUACCAAGCAAUUUAUUUAGGACGUCAUUGCUAUGUGAUAUUUCAGAAGGCAAUUAUAAGUAGCUUCUGUAGUAUAACUCAUCAGCAGUCAUUUUUGUGCGUACAAAAUUGCCUAGAAAAUUGCAUCACAGAAAUGGGUCCUUCGUUCUGCCAAAAACAACUAUCAACAUUCGCCAUCUUUAGAGCUGUUUCCAAUGCAAUCUCCAUCGCUACCACAGUGAGCAACAAAUUACCCUUUCCAAAACUCUUAUUUUUCAGAAAAUACAAAAUUCUGGUUACACAAUAUCAGAAUAUCGUCAAUUAUGCAAUUUUUUUUCUUCAUCUAUGUGAACAUAUCAUUACUCAUCAUUUUAAAAAGAGAAAAAUUCUGCUACGCACGAAAGAAAAAAUAAGUUUAUUACUCUACUACUUUGGAGAUCGACAUGGGCUUGUGAAAUACCAGCGCAAACAUUUUUUUCAUCAUAUCUGUAGAAAACGUUGUAGUAAGCAGGAAAAGUAUUGCCAAAGAGAGUUUCUAAACUGGUUGUCUGAUCAGAAACUCGAAGGUAUCAAAUCUGAAGUGGAAAUAAAUUUUGCAACAUAUUUGCAACAUUUCAAGGAUAAAAAGGGGGAGACAGAAAAGUCGCAUCAUUGUGUACAUCAAAACGAAAUGUUUCCUCAUCAUCAGAAUAACCCACGCAGUUCUUUAAGUCAUCAUACUAUACUGUAUUACGCAAUGAAGAAGCUAAUUCUCUACUUUUGCCACUACCUUGUUGCUCCAUCUGAUACCAUAAUAAAAUAUAGGAAUGUUUGCAAAAAGAGGCAUAAGUUAAAGAAGCCCAGCGCAGGUGCAUCAGAAUGCAGUAAAAACUUCUUGCACAUACAUGUUAUACAUACGUUUACUGAUUUCCUCAAACGCGAUUUUGUGAAAUUAGCAUAUGCUCGAAAGAGGCAGUGGUCUAGCUUCCACGCCCCUUCUGAUCGCAAUGCAAAUAGUAUCUAUAGCAGUUCCAGUGGAAGCUCCCGUGGUAGUACACACGAGAACAGCCUCAAAAAUCGAACAGACAUAGACAUAAGCCUUCAUGCAAGACAACAAAAAAACGAAGUGGUUUACAUCCACAACUGCACGCUUAAAUCUGAAGAAAGGGGGAAAAGAACAUGCACAAGUGAUAAUACACAAGGUGAUCAUACACAAAGGAACAAAUCGAAUAAUUCCCACCCACGGAUAUGGGAUCGAUCAGAAGAUAGACACUCUAAAUAUUUAAAAUUCCAAGUGAAAGGAAAAUUAACCCUCCACGUCAUGCAUCGAAGCGGCAAUCACAAAAAACAUUCAGGUAGCAGCGAUGAUAAUUCAACCAAUCACACACAUAAACCGAAUGGCAGCAGAAGAAAUAUCGCCAAAAUGAAUCCUAACGGUGGUGACCAUUAUUACAUAGAAAAAGAAAGUUUCACUAAACUUCACAACAACGUGGUUAGGGGGACUGAUCAGAUGGAAAACAAAAUGAACUACACGCGAAACUACACACACCCACAUCUCAACAAUUGUAUGAAUAAUAGACAUAUAGAAAAUUAUUCCAAUACGAGCAUAAUCAUUAUUAGAGAUCAGUUAACCCGUUCUAUAGAGCCACGUAGAUACCAUAGAAGCUUCUGCACCGGAUGUCAAAACAUUUUACACCAUAAUAUGAACCAUAUGAGUUCCUGCCACAAUGGGCACCAAAUAAGAUGGCAAAAAAAUCCGAGUAGUUUUAUGCGCAGAGAAAGGUAUAUGCACGGACAUGGAAACUACGGUUGCGGAAAUGGGUUCAAUAGCUAUUGCCGCAGCAACUAUGGCUGUUACUUCCAUAGUAGCAACCCCCAUAGAGGCUACCACCAGAAUGGUUACCAUCAUAACGGCUACUGCUACAACUGUUUCCUCCAUAACAGCUCCCAAAACUGCUAUUGCCGUUAUCUGAACAGCCCCUACCCCAGCAGCAACAACUUUAUGGGAAGAAAUAGUCACCUUCCCCAGUACGGCAACAGCAUUUUCCUUAAAAGUAGCGAACUCUCGAAGAAAGAAAAAAAGGACAUCAUCUACUACUUCAACGUUUUUUUCAACAACACGAAUAACAGCUAUUUCAGCAGAACCGUCGACAAAAACAAAGAAACAAACUGCACCCACAGGUACACCAAGCCUCAUCAAAAUAAUGGCCCACCAAAUUAUUAUACCAUCCCCAACGGCGUGUAUAUCAUUAAUAAUAACAAUUUGAACAAACAAAAUAAAUUGUGUAAAAUUUGCAAAAACCGAAGUGUGAGCGAAAAUCAAGAUUAUUCCCCUAUCAACAGGAUUGACAACUCAUUUGAGGCAAUUUCGAGUAUGAAAAAGGACCCAAACGUUCAUAAUACUAAUGGAGGAGUCCCUGUUAACAACUACUUAAAGAAAUCUCGCUCUGACGAACAGUACCCAUCCAAUAAGGCCUUAAACAACGAAACGGAUAGAGGAAUGCUCCCACGGAAUUGCAAGGGUAAUUUGCCAAACGGGAAUACGCACGUUUUAAAUAAGAGCAGUGUAUUGAGUGGCUACAGAAACUGCAAUAAUGUGAACCUAAUUACGAACAUCUUCUGCAUGUGUGGGGCCAAGAUCGACGUUGGCGACAACCAGGAUAGUGACAGACAAGGCGGCAACAACCAAACUGGUCAUAACGAACGUGCUGAUAACGAAGGCGGCGGUAAGGACGAAGGCAUUGACAACCAACGCGACAAGGAAGGCAAUGAGGGUGACAAAAAGAGCGGUGCAGACAACAGCAGCAACGGUAACAACAAGAACAAAAACAACAGCGAGCGAAGCGGCAGAGCAAACGGUGACAACAGCAACGACAAGAACAAGGACGACGAUAACGAACGGAAGGGAAAUGACCAAAACAGAAGGGGCUUCAAUGAGCACAACACGUGCAUUACUACAAGAAAAAAGAAAAAAAGCAAAAAAAAAAAAACAGAAAAAAGAAUGAUCAGUUAUCAGCAUAAAAAUAUUCAAAAAAGAAGUAUGCUGAAUUCUAAGUGCACUAAAGGUGGAAAAAAAAAAAAUAAUAGAUUCUCCAAGAGCAAAGAAGAAGAUAAAAAUAAUAAAAUAGACAACAAGAAGGAAGAUACAGACAAUGCAGUAACUUCCCAUAGUGGAAACAGGGCCAAAAAGGAUAAAUUCACCAAUGACAACCUAAUAAGUUCCAAAGCUACUAGCAGUGUGAAGGAAUCUCAAAUGAAAAAAUUUUCCGAGGGUUGUAAUUCAUUUAAACAAUAUCUAGAGUUCGUAAAGACGAUAGAUUAUGACAUAAAAUUUGGAAAUGCAUUCGUAAAGUUAGGGAAAAAACUGAGUUCGCAAAAUAAAUGCCAAUUUGAUGUGUACGAAGCAGAGGUUGUGGCAAUGGACAAUAUUAGCAGCUUUUUCUACUCCAACAUUCAAAACUUUGAAAGCUUCUAUAGUUUACUUAAGAGAAAUAUAAACAGCUAUGAUUUUCUGAAAACAAAUAUAUAUAAUCAAAAUUAUGGGGAAAAUCUCGAAAUUGAUGACAGCAAUGUAGAGGAUUUCCUCAAGCACUCUCAGGAUUCCAAUUUGAUUCUUAAGUAUUUUACGAAUACUAUAAAUGUCGCAGAUGAAGAUAGCAAAGACAGUUCAACAAAUUCAAAAAACUCACCUUCCAGGAAAAGAAGCUUUUCGUCUUAUAUUAAUCUGCCACAGGGGGGCACCUCCAAACAGAUUUCUAACGAUCAGUCAAAUCCCGUCCAAGCAGAAAUGCCGAAAAAGGCGCACAUCAACAAUGUGGGCAGUACUCAUGAAAAUAUAAGUAGCAUCAAGAACUGCAAAAACGCAGGUAACAACGUGGUGGACAGCACUUCUAACAGCAAUGCUAAUACCAACGACGUAGCCCCGAGCCAUAUAUACACACCCAAGAUAGUUAAGAUUAAUAUGAAUGAGAAUGCGAAAUUCAGCCCUAGUGCUAAUAAAAAUGCAGACUCCAAUGUCAGGCCAGAAGGCUCAAAUUCCACAAAUAGGGACGGUGCCCUCAUUACAGACGGCCAACCGGGCAACGCGGGGCUUGCCCAUUUGACUGCCCUACCAAGAGUCCCAAACCACACACAUUCCAAUACUUUGAGGAACAAAAUGAGUAACAAAGGCUGCUCUACCAUGAAAAAGGAGAGGGAAUCCUUUUCCAUCUGCCGAGAUAACAAUAAUGGCAUUAAUAGUAUCAAUGGUAACAGUCCUAACAGUGGUAGUAACUCCUCUGCAGGGGUUAAACUGGCCAACCUCUCAAGCUCGAACCAGAUGGCCAACUUAAGCCAAAAUGGACACCAAAACUUUCGGCAAAACUGCCCCGAAGACACUCCACACAACGCGCUCUGCAAAAGCCUCAUCGAAGCAAUAAACAGAAUAAAAUUCUUAAAGAUAUCUGGAUAUAAGUCCCUGUACGACCUAUUAAAAGACCAGUGUAGAGUGCUCCUUGUGCAAAAAAUGACCACGGAGGCAAACACAAUGUACAACAUAAUCAAGCACGUAAUUAGAUACGACUACAUCAACGACGCCAUAAAUAAUCCCUUUACAAUUUAUCAACAUUCGACAAAAGACAUACUAGCCGAUAAAUUCGCCAUUAAAAUAUUAAAUACGAGUACAUGUGGCAUAUACAAAUUAAAGUACAAAAUACACAGCCUCCUAUCUGAGGGGAAACAACUCAAGAAUGUCAACAUCGAAAUUGAAAAUUAUGCGAAGAGAAAGUACCAGUCGCAGGAACAUCUAAGAAAAUGUCAUGAGCAAAGUGUGAAAAAUAUUCUUCAAAGUGAAAAAGCCACCCAAUUUGAUAGCCUCUCAACUCUGAAUAUCUCCAGCUCUGAUUUAUCAAGCAGCCAGUACCUAGAAUCGUAUAAAAAAUUCUGUUCCCAAAAAGACACAACCACAAAUAACCAUCUUGAUGUGUGUCGCUCCAAGAAUAAACACCUCGAUUCAGGUCGCUCCUCAAAUGAAAACCUAGAUUUGUACCUUUCAGAUAUUCUCAGCAUCAGAAAUUUAAUGAAUAACACAUUAUCCCCCAAUAAUGAUAUGCACCCGUGCAAUUAUGAGCAGCAACCCAAGUACAACUGCAGCAUGGAAGUUGACAAAACAAGUGAUGUUAAAAACAUCUGUGGAAGUAACGGCCUAAGUAGCACCACCACUAAUACUAAACAGAACAGCAUCAGCAGUAACAACCUCACCAGCGAGCUGAGUCAAAUUCCAAUUGGAGACAUUUCCACCACUUCUCCAAACAACGCUAUUUACCCAUUUAUAUGCAAGUACUGCUUAAACAUUUUCUUCGACAAAGAUAUGGCGUCCCCAAAUGAUGGGAAUAAAAGCACCUUAAACAAAACCCUUUUGAACAUUUACGCUGAAAAAAAUAAUGAAGACAACCAUGUUUGCGACACAAUUACUGCGAAGAAGAAAAAACUGACGGCUCAAUAUGUGGACAUUUCUGGUCAUUCAUGCGUCUCGAAAAGUGGUCCACGUGUGAAGGAAAAUAACCACAUUCUUCAAGUGGAUAGUAACGAAAGAAGCAAAGAAGAAAACGAAGAAAUUGGGAGAACGAAAAACGCCACCAGCAAUAGUGGAAAUGAACUCGGCAGUCGCAGCAUCGAAAAUAGCCGCGGCACCCAUUGCAAUCCUGUCAAUACAGGCAAUCCCGAAAAUCGCAGCAAUCGUAGUAACCGCAACAACAGCCGAAGUAUAUACCUAGACACAAGAAACAAUAUGAAAAGGGAAAGCAUCAGGAGAAAGCGCAAACAAAUCGCCAACAACAGCGAGAAGGAAGGCAAAAAUAAAAAUGUUCGAAAUAAAAGGGUUACGAAAAAGGAGACUAAAUUAAAAACAAAAUAUAAAAUUAUAAACAAAAGAAGAAGAGGAAUUAAUGCAAAAAAAGGAAAAAAAUUUGCCAAUUUUGAGGUCAAAAAUAAACUUACCGAUACAGCGAAUGACAAAAAUAGGCAACAAAAUAAUACCUCUAUCAACACACAAUUAUCGAAAAUUUCUGAACGCGGUUGCAAACCCACAUCUCCAGUAAAGAGAGAAAUGCCCCAAAGUGUAGUCUCUUGUAUUUCCUCCCCCCGUAAGAACUUACGGCAGAAUUACGACCUACAGAACCCUCCACUAAAUAUCCAAGCACCAGACAGUUGUCCAAAUCAUAAUAUGAACAAUCCCAACAAAAUGAAAAUCAAUGUUUGCAAAAGAUGUAAAGAGAAAAAUGCACCACGCGAAAGUCCCAUAGCAAAAGAAAUUUUAAAAAAAAACAAAAAACAUCCAGGUUCUGUACCAAAAUAUCUAUGGUCAUCCGUUGGUAUAACAAAAAAUAGUGAGCACGUCCUAGGAGUAGCUAUGCAAAUGAUUGACGGGUGUACAUUAACUUACAUUAUUCACAAAUUAAAAGGGACGGAAAAUGUUAAACAAGGUCAAUUUUUGCUGGACAUCUGCAAUAAAUUAGUUAAACAUUUAAUGAUUGUAUGCGAAUCUGUUGACAAUCCAAUCAUUAAUUGGGACACAAAACCAGGAAAUAUUAUGAUUGAAUACGAAACGGGGAUGUCAAAAAUCGUUUGUAAAAAUGUUACCAUCAUAGAUGUGGGCGAUGCCUUACCAGGCAGACGUUUCUAUUUUCCAACAAAUCCUGCGUACUAUGAAAAAAUUAAAAUUAAUAAUUCUCAAAAGAACUUUAAUAAUUUCUUAUACUAUGUAAUAUGUACCAAGGGUUUCUGUUCUCCUGAAUGUGCCCUCCUAGUUUUCCUAUUGUCAUCUCUAAAUAAAUCCGAACAGUUUAGAAAGACAUGGUAUGGUCCAGAUUCGAACAUUUUCCACAUUAUCAAAACGAGACAGUUAAGAAUAAAGCACAGGUGGAAGAAGCUCCUAGAUUUGCGUUUUAUUCAGCCCAUUGUCAGGAAGAAAGAUUUUAUGCUUAGUGGUCAGUCCUUUAGUCCAGUGAAUCGAAAAUGUCCAUGCACUAAUGAAGAGGAUGACGCCCCAUCCGUUUCUUACAUGAAGAGAGAUAGUACUUACUGUGGCAGUGUCACCAGCUAUAACCGCAGGAAUAGCAACAGGAAUGGCAACAGGAAUAACAGCAGGAAUAGCUCCAGGAAUAACAACAGGAAUAGUGCCACAAAUAACAGCAGGAAUGGCGCCCGGAAUAACAACAGGAAUAGGGCCAGGAAUAACAACAGGAAUAGCACCUUUUCCAGCACCAGAGGAAACAACACGGGUAGUAAGAUAACGAUCCAGAUGGAGAGAAACACUCCAGUUCCCCACCCGGUAAAUGUCAAGGUGGACCUUCCCCGCAAGCAUCCCAAUAUGACCGAUGCAAGCGGAAAUGGAACCAUUCGAAACAGCAACAACGAUAACUCGCUCAGAGGUAAUCCGAUCAGCAAAUUUCCUAACAGCGUCAUUUCCCAAGACGGCAACUCCUACAACAGCAGGAAGCUGUUCCAGGAAGAACGGGAUAAUAAAAUAAAUGGAAACAAAGGCCACAACAAAAUAAGUAGCAACCCCAUUAGAGAAAACCAGAAGAGUGUACCCCCAGGAUGCAAACCGAUUGGCCUCGUCGCACCAAACGCCAAUUCAGGAGACGCGAAUGCCGACUCGUCGGAAAAACGAGCUACCUCGCGUAGUCAUCAUCCAAAUAGCGAACAGGAAGACAUAUUAAGAGGUCACUACUUACUGAAGAUAUGCACGCAUGACAUGAAGGAUGAUGGUGCGCUAGAACAUUACUCAGAUAACGAAGAAAUAAAAGAGUUUCUAAUUAAAAAAGAUGAGAAAAUAAAAGAAAUGGAAAUUAAAUUAAGUGAAUCGGAAAAGAAGAAAAGAAAAAAAAGAGAAAAUGAAUAUUUUAAAAUGCAAAAUAUUGACUCAUGGGUUGUCAAGUUCACAACAGAAACCACAGUCUUCAGCGUCGGGCUAGUAUUAUGCCAAUUAUUCGGUGGAAACAAUUUAUUAAGCGUCGUGAACAAAGACGAAGUAAAGGUAGUCGAUGUGUUGUGUGAAUGGAAUUGUAAGAACAGUACGAACAUUUAUUCUGGAGAAAAAAAUGUCACCAUUAAUGAUUUAUUGCCGAGUAGAGGAAUUUUUGCUGAUGUCUUAUGGAAAAGGAAAAUUAAAAAAAUAAUAAAAAAAUGUUUGCAAUUUGUACCAUCCAGAAGAUGCUCAUUUAAGGAAUUGUACGAGGACGUAAAAAAUUUAAAAAGAGAAUUUGAAGCUUACUACAAUUUAAAAGAUGACUCCACAUGUGAUCAAUAG
This is a messenger RNA of Plasmodium inui San Antonio 1, 9867 nucleotides long. RefSeq lists its product as hypothetical. The transcript has a single exon. Bases 1 to 9867 code for a protein of 3288 amino acids. The record is from RefSeq and is a predicted model, not a curated record. Lineage: Eukaryota; Apicomplexa; Aconoidasida; Haemosporida; Plasmodiidae.